Messenger RNA from Panonychus citri (citrus red mite), 1245 nucleotides. Its product is annotated as loricrin-like. The record is from RefSeq and is a predicted model, not a curated record. NCBI's taxonomy places the organism in Eukaryota, Metazoa, Arthropoda, Arachnida, Trombidiformes, Tetranychidae. The transcript has 4 exons. Bases 728 to 1132 code for a protein of 134 amino acids.
AUGGCGUAUGUCAGCUCACUUUUCUUUAAGCCAACAUCUGGUUCGGCUUAACACUAAUCAUCAGCUUAAACAUUUCGACUUCAAACUGCAAAAGCUUAAUUAUCAUCGCAAUUAACCAAACACAAACUAAACCUAAUCAUUUGUGUGUAAAUCUUGAUCUUAAUUUUUUCAUUUUUUACGAUUAAUUUCGGCUCAAUGUUAAUUAGAUUUAGUUAAUUUUGAUUCUCUUUUCGUGAGCUGACAUUGAAAGUAUCGAUUCUAUCGGAUCUUGUUUAUCUUUUGCUCUUUGUUGUUGUCACUUUUUGUUCACUUUUAAUUACUAAUUGUGAAUACGAUUACGAUUUCAUGGACAUAAAGUACGAUUUUCGUUAGUAUAUAAAAGCAGAUGAAUUGUUUACUUUUCUGUGAUUAGUUAAUUUGAUUUCUAUUACAAUUUAUAUUUUUCACAACCAAAGUUUCAUAUGUUAAUUGUGCGCCAAUAUUAUUGAAUCAAAUUGCUUUUAAUAACACAAUCAAUCCUGCUAAUUUCUUCCCAACGGAUUUAACUAGACUAAUAUUCCCUCGAGUGAAUACUGAUUUAUUUCGUUGGUGGUUUUCCAGUCAAUUAGCUCCAACAUCUUAUACAAGACAAUCAAAUUAUCGCAAUGAAAAUAGAACCAAUUUAAAUUCAAUUGGUAGUAACAAGAAUCUUGGACGACAAUAUGGUUCGAACAAUUUAAAUGGUGACAUGUUCGGUGAUUACAAUGGAGCAAAUGAAGGUGAUGACUUUUUCUCACAAAUAUUUUCCUUCCUAUUCGGAUCUCCAUCUUCUGGCGGCGGCGGCGGCGGCGGUGGUAAUAGUGGUCAUUAUGGUCCAAGUAAUGGUGGAGUAGAUGAACAAGGCCGAAGUGAGGUUAAUAUUAAUUCAGGUUCAAAUUCGGGGUCAGGAUCAAAUUCUGGUGCAAAUUCUGGUUCAAGUUCUGGUUCAAACUCUGGUAGUUUCGGAAUGACCCAACAAGAGUGGUCUCAAUAUUUACAACUGAUUCAAGCCUUAGCUCAAGACGGUGACAGUGGAGGCGGUGGAGGUGGAGGUCUCGGUGAUGCUGGACAAUUAAUUAACAUGGCAAUGAGUAUAAUGGGUGGAGGUCUCUGAAAACUUCGUCGAAAAUAUCAAUCGAUAGCAAUUACCAAACAAAAUUCAUAACCAUUUUUUUCACCUUUCAAUCCUUGAAUAUUUAUAAAUAAAGAGCAAUUAAUAAAUUGUCA